Oryza sativa Japonica Group (Japanese rice) is the source of this 1586-nucleotide messenger RNA. Its product is annotated as vascular-related unknown protein 1. Gene Ontology annotation, biological process: xylem development. The record is from RefSeq and is a predicted model, not a curated record. NCBI's taxonomy places the organism in Eukaryota, Viridiplantae, Streptophyta, Magnoliopsida, Poales, Poaceae.
GAUAUGAGGGUAAUAACAAGGGAAUUGAGAAUUAACAGGUUUCUGCCAGUAAUAUAUUGACAAUCUAAGUGUCUAUUCUUUUGAGCUAAAUGCUGAGUGACCGAUUGGUUCGUGACAAUUAUCCAAGGAUACAACCGAAUGAAUUAACUAUUAUAAAGUUGAAACGAUUUUCUAAGAGAUUCAUAUAUAUAAAUCUUUUUAAUAAAAGCCGCAUCAUUUGGUAGUUUAGGAAGCAUGCAUUUAUCCGUUAAAUAUAAUGCAAGGAAUACAAGUAAUCAUCUUGUGGUGAGUAGAGCCUAGCUAGCUAGACUAUGUCACAUGGAUUCAGAUGAGCAAGGGGAUGCGGCUGGAGUCCUGCGUAUACACUAUAACAAAAAAAAAAAAGGAGGAGGCGUGAUUGAUUAGGUCGGGCAACUUCUGAAACCAAGGCAAAAAUAUUCUCCGUUUUCCUUUUUUUUAAAAAAAAAAAUUGUAACGGAAACAGUGCCCAUAUACUGUUGAUCUUAACACCCCAACCACCUUACUCUUUCUUUUCUCCUCCCUCCUCGUGAUGUCAUUCAGCUUCACACCUCUCUCUUCUCUUUCUCUCUCUCUCUCCUGUUUAUAUAUAUAGAGAGCCAGGCUGUAUGCAUCUUUGCAAAGCCAUCCAUUAAUUCAUCCAUUCGAUCAUUGGGUACAACACAAGCAUAGAAGCUUGUACGAUUAAGUUGAUCAGCUUUAGCUAUCACCACCUUUGCUUGUAACAUCAAAAGCAUGGAGGAUUUAGUUAGUGGCUCAUCUGUGAUGAGGAGUGCCAUAAUUAGCUGCAGUAGUACUAGUGAAGAUCAGCAAGCUGCUGCUGCUGCUCAAGCUCAGCCGGAGGAGAGCACCUGGACCGACUACUUUGUGGAUUUCAUGAUGUCCGAGGAGGAGAAGAAGAGUCAAGAAGAUCAUGGUGCUUCUUCAUACUGCUCCCAUGGCGGAGAUGGCGUCUAUGGCGAUUGCAGUGAUCAGAAGGAGCUGGAGGAGGAGGAAGGAGAGGAAGAUUCUAUGAUCUCCGACGCCGCGUCUUGCGCUCCCGCGGCUGCGGCGUUGCCUGAUAGGUACAAGGAGUUGAAGAAGCUCAAGAAGAAGGUCUUCAAGGCCCUGGAUCAUGAUGAUUCCCUGGAGGAUACCGCAAGCUCUCCAGUAAAUAGCCCUAAGGUCAGUGCUUUGACACAGCUGGAAUUGAGCCCUAAAAGGAGGUGCAAUACCAGGGACCUAACCAAGGAAGUUGGGAUUGGAGAUGAUCGUGGAAGAGAGGGGAUGGACUAUGCAGAUGCAAUGGUAGAGGGGGUGAGGUUUGUUGAUCAAAGUCAGAAGAGUGUAACUCCAUGUGGAGAGCUAAAGGAUAAGGGGCUUUGUUUGUUUCCUUUGUCCAUGUUGCUACACUACCAUGGAUGAAAAUUUGAGAACUUCAAUGUAGAGCACGUGUAGGGUUUAUGCCUUACAUGAAUGUGUGUGGGAUAAAUGACCAAAAAAUAUAGUGUGCUGAGAUUACUGUGGAUAUAUUUUUUGGGUGAAAAUAUAUGUGAAUAUAUAUUACCGCUCCUGCUCUCCUUGUUUCA